Molecule: messenger RNA, 6251 nt
Organism: Physella acuta
Lineage: Eukaryota; Metazoa; Mollusca; Gastropoda; Physidae
Biological process (GO): activation of GTPase activity; nucleocytoplasmic transport
Cellular component (GO): cytosol; perinuclear region of cytoplasm; nucleus
Molecular function (GO): GTPase activator activity; small GTPase binding
Source: RefSeq, a predicted model, not a curated record
UUUCUCGUGCUGUGUGGGAUUUGUUCCUUGACCAGCUAUUUCACGCACCGGCGGUAGACUGUGGGAACCCUCGCUAAGUCAACACUCUGCCUCUCGUGGAUCGCCUCGAUAAGCCAUCGAUCAUUAGGAACAAUUUGCUAAUGCAAUCAUCCAUUGAUCCGGCUUGGGGAAAUAGCCGAUUUCAUUCAGCUGUCUCUGUGUUGUACAAGUUAGUGUAUUGAUUCUUAUAUCGCUCACGUAUCGCUAAGUGUCGAGAGAAGAUUGCAGUGGUGUGAGUUAUUAUUAGAUGUCUGACUUAAUGACACUUGUCAAGUGGUUUAAUCAGUUUAUUGAGAUGUAAUCUGGACGUGAGGGUGAUAACAUCAUCUCCAUCUAGAGGUGUCGGCUGUUGAUGUUGUGUCAAGUUGCUGAUGUUUCUGUCGACUAAUUGGAUGCUGCUUCACGUUAUACUAUCGGUGUAGUUAUAUUUAUACGGUACUUAAUUUCAUAUCAGUGACAUGUCAAUAUAAAAUCGUUUGCACAAGGGAGUUUAAUAUUGUGUAUUUGUUGUGAGUGUCAACCUGCACCUAGCUGUCUCAAGUUGUUACACCUGUGGGCGCUACCAGUAGGACCUAACGUGUGUACACUGCCAUCAGGACCUAACGUGUGUACAAUACCAGCAGGACCUAACACCUGUGUGCCUUGCCUGUAGGACCUAACACCUGUGUACACUGCCAUCAGGACCUAACACCUGUGUACACUACCAGUAGGACCUAACACCUGUGUACACUGCCAUCAGGACCUAACACCUGUGUACACUGCCAGAAGGACCUAACACCUGUGUACACUACCAGUAGGACCUAACACCUGUAUACACGGCCAGCAGGACCUAACACCUGUGUACACUGCCAUCAGGACCUAACACCUAUGUACACUACCAGCAGGACCUAACACCUGUGUGCCUUGCCUGUAGGACCUAACACCUGUGUACACUACCAGAAGGACCUAACAUCUGUGUACACUGCCAAUAGGACCUAACACCUGUGUACACUACCAGCAGGACCUAGCACCUGUGUACACGGCCAAUAGGACCUAACACCUGUGUACACUACCAGUAGGACCUAACACCUGUGUACACUACCAGUAGGACCUAACACCUGUGUACACUACCAGCAGGACCUAGCACCUGUGUACACUACCAGAAGGACCUAACACCUGUGUACACUGCCAAUAGGACCUAACACCUGUGUACACUGCCAUCAGGACCUAACACCUAUGUACACUACUAGCAGGACCUAACACCUGUGUGCCUUGCCUGUAGGACCUAACACCUGUGUACACUACCAGAAGGACCUAACACCUGUGUACACUACCAGUAGGACCUAACACCUGUGUACACUACCAGUAGGACCUAACACCUGUGUACACUACCAGCAGGACCUAGCACCUGUGUACACUACCAGAAGGACCUAACACCUGUGUACACUGCCAAUAGGACCUAACACCUGUGUACACUGCCAUCAGCACCUAACAUCUGUCUACACCGCCAGUAGAUGUAUACCAGGCCUGUACCUACCACCUCUACCAGACACCACACCUCCACCAAUUGUCUGAAGCAGAUCUGGACUAUCUGGCAGUAACAUACAAGUCUAGUGUCCAUCAGCCGAGCCAUGGGCGGCUCCCUGUCCUGUGCCUCUAGAAGCAAGCAGAAAGGCACGUUUGACUACAGUGUGACCAUCCACCCCAGUGAGGAGCUGGACACGUCCAGUUUGGCCUCACUCCACCAGGAUUACAUCGGGGACCAGUUCCUGCCCUACCAGACCAGACCUGCUGACAUCGACAAGACGCUCGUCUCGAAUGGAUUCAUUGUUAACGGAGUUGACAGGCUUCAGAAAACAUGCCACACAGAUUCCAGUUCCUCGCCCUGGAAGUUCUGGCGCCGACUGUCUGGACGUAGUCGCCAUGACCACAAGCCACUGGGCCGUAAGGAGAAGCCAACUAUUGUUCUACUGGAAAAGUCUGACACGUCACAGAACCCCCCUGAGAUAGCUGACCAUCGACCCCUGUCCACCUUAGGACCAGUCUGUCGACCAUUACCAGAUGUUGUAGAGAAAGCUCCAGGUGUGCCCAGGUUUAGCAGCAAUGGGGUACCACCUCCAAAACCACCACGAUUGUUUUUAUUCAGGACCCCCUCCACAGUUACCAAACAUUCCACGGACACAGAAACUGACCCAACCUACAUGAACAGCGAGCAGGUGACUGAGCUCAAGUCCCACAACUCAUCCACAGACUCGUCCCAGUCCCAGAGCCUGGUCAUGGCGGCCAACUACGUGAAAACUCUCAAACUCUCAGACAUGAACGAGAACAACAACCUCUUGGAGCACAUCUCCAAGAACGAGUCCGAGAGGACAGGAAGCUGCGACGCUUCCUUCAGGGAACCUUUAUCUGUGUCUUUCCACAUCAGUCCACAAGUCUCAACCCCCGCAGGCUCCAGGAUCAAAACCAUUCCAGAAAACACUCUUCACAAUUCAAUCCAACGCAAGCCUAAAAUCAAAACACCAGAAAUGAAGCGUGCAGGUCGCCCUCGGAGAAAGUCCAGCGACAAGGGGGAGAUGAGCCGGCAGAAGCACAUCAUGAGCAGCGUGGCCGAGCUACUCAGGCAGAGGCUGGACCCCUACCCCCUGCUGGACCAGCUCAAGAGGCUGGGGGUGCUGACCAACAUCGACGUCCAGUUUUUCCUGGGUCACCAUGACCGCAAGUCUGUGUGUGAGAGCCUGGUCCAGCUGAUAGGGGACAGCACCCCUGACGUGCUGCCUGUCUUCUGUGACGUCAUGAACCAGUCCGGCAACUGUACGGAGAUUCUGGAGGUUCUGCAAGUGAUGAGAGAGAUGGACCGGGUCAUCCAUGACGUCCCCUACAACGUGCACUACGAGACCCCCGUGCUGGCUGAUGAGAAGAACAUCAACUACGAGAUCGGCUACCUGGCCCCCGACCACACCCUCAAGCCCCUGGUGGAGCUGGAGAGGGUACGGGCCAGUACGGACAAGAGACUCAGCAAAGCUUCCUCAAGAAACUCCGCCUACUCCCUGCUGGAGGGCGGGGACAGCGAGUCUUCCAAGAACGGGGAGAACGGGAUCUUCCCCGGCCUCAUUAUGAUGAGUGUUUGUGUCACAGGUCAUAAUUUGUCAGGUCAGAGGUCACAAGCUUUGGCCCAAGUCAUCAAAAACCACAACUGUAUUUGUGAGCUGCGCAUCGGGAAAACCCAGCUGUGUGGUGAGGACAUCCAAGUCAUCUGUAAAGCUUUGGAAGGAAACAGAACAAUCCACUCCCUGGACCUUCGCCUCAACAACAUUGACCUGUCUGGUGCGCAGGCCAUAGCGGAGCUGCUGGUCAAGACAAGGUCCCUGCGCCUGCUCAACCUGUCCUCCUGUGGCCUGGACUACUCCAGCAUCAAGGCCAUAGCUGCAGCCAUGGCCAGCAACCGCAGCCUGCUGGACCUGGACAUGAGUUUCCUGGAGAUGACAGACGACAGCUGCCAGUGUCUGCAGGACAUGCUGCGCGCCAACACCACCCUGCAGAAGGUCAGACUGCGCAGCAACAACCUCACCUGGUCUGGCUGCUACCUCAUCGCAGAGGGGCUGGUGCGCAACCUGAGUCUCAACGUCCUUGACCUCAGCAGGAACCCUAUAGCUGAUGAGGGGAUUCAGGCACUGGCCAAAUUCCUGCCAGAGUCUAGUGUCAGUGAGCUGUGUGUGGAGAACUGUGGCAUCACCAGCGCUGGCUGCGAGGCUCUGGCCGAGCUGGUCACACACUGCAAGAAGCUGCGGCACCUGGACCUCAGCACCAACCUGCUGAUGGACGCUGGUAUCUUCAAGCUGGCGGCUGCCAUAGAGAGGUCGUCAACCUUGCAGAACCUGGGCCUGAACAUGUGUGGCAUCACCAAUGAUGGCUUCUCUAAACUGCUGGAUGUACUGGAGAAGAACACAUCCAUUGACCACAUGAAGCUUUGCUACAACCGGCUGGGCAGGGAGUUCAGCAACCCUUCAGCCACGGUGGACAACCUCAGGUAUCGCCUAAGGAUUGUCACUUCUUCAAAACCCAAGCUAAAAAUACUUUUGUGGGGAAACUCAUUUGAUGAAUCAUCAUAGCAGAGCUAGAUGGCAGUUAGCAGGGCAGGCCAAUAUCUACACCAUCAUCUCUAGAUGUGUAAAUACUGAGAGAGAUGGGAACAAUGUGUGGGGGUAAACAGCUCACACAGCUGUGUGUUCAGAUGUGUGGGAGUACAUACCUCACACACACCUCACACACACAGCACUAGAACUUGAAGGCUGGGUGUAUGAUCCAUGUUGACAGAAAUGUGUGUUGCUUUGAUGCCAGUUGGGGUUAAGAUUGAGGUCAGUGAUUGUUGCUGGGAAGUGAAGUUCCAACAAACAGAUGUUGACAUCCAUGUGAGCUGAGGACCAGUCAUUUAGGAUUAGGUGGAUUAGUAGUUCUGCUUUUAUUAUGCUUCUGUUUUCACCUUAAUCACUGGAUUAAAGCAUGGCUUUAUCUGUGUUAUAAUUUGCACUCAGGUUAAAAAUAGCUGUGAGUCAUGUGACUUGAGUUCAGACAAGCUCUGGGUCAUAGAGCCCAAAAAUGUCUAUUUUAGCCAGAAACAAAUCAUCCUUCAGUUGCAUCAGAGGCUCUCACUGUCCUGGAUACUAGGUUGUUGUGGCCGCGUCAGGGGAUGUUUGAUGGUGUGGUAGCUUGAGACAGUUCCCAAGCAGUUAACUUGACCACAUCUGUUCCACCAAAUUCAAAUUUGUUUCACUGAUCAAGCAAGCUAUCCAGUCCACCAUUGUUGUAGGCUUAAUGUGAUUGGUUGGGUCACAUGGGAUUGACCAAUCACAAGCUUUGUAUGUCACCAAUGUUUGAACCACUGGAGGAUGUUGCACUGGAUAUGCAGGCACCACAUCUGGAUGUUUUUGAUUGGGCUGAUGAUGUCUCAGUUGUACAGUAGUCUGUUGUCAAGAGAUUUCAUCAGUUGUACAGGAUUCUGUUGUCAAUAGAUUUCAUCAUUUGUACAGCAUUCUGUUGUCAAUAGUUUUCUUCAUUUGUACAGCAUUUGUUUCAUUUUUUGACUGUGUUAUUCUGACUGUGAGCCUUCUCUCUGUAUAUAAUAUACCCAAUAUGUAAGUUACCCUGUAACUAGGCUACCCUGUCUCUGAGCUAGUCUGUGGGCUACAUGUCUGUGGGCUACCCUGUCUAUAGGCUACCCUGUCAGUGGGCUACCCUGUGUGUAGGCUACCCUGUGUGUAGGCUACCUGUCUGUGGGCUACCCUGUGUGUAGGCUACCUGUCUGUGGGCUACCCUGUGUGUAGGCUAAACUUGUUUAGUGUGUAGAUUGUGCAGGGUUACCAUUGUACUGACACAUGAAUGGUUACUCUGUGUACAAGGGGAGAUGACUUGGUUGAAACAAAGAUUCUCCUUUGCACUAAUUUUGUUGUAAACAUUUUCUUCACAAUAUUCUUUCAAAUGUUUCCUAGUUAAAGUAACAAAACAACAACUUGUACCAAUGCACUAGUUUAAGUAUUAUGUUUGUUAUAAUUUGUAUAACAAUGCAGUAGUUGAGUAGUAUUACAUUUGUUAUAGCUUUCAGGCUAUAACAAGUGCUAUGUGUUUUUGUGUUACAUUUCUGUGUUCUGUUAGUUUACACUAUAUGUGCAGUCAACAGAGCAUUUCUUCAUGCAACAAGUAGUAUUGCAGCUCACAAAGCUAGUUUUGUUUUCUUUUAAUGGCAAUUAAUUAAUUUUUUUAAAUUAUAUUACCUUGUUUGUCAUUCAGUAUCAGACUUAGCAGUAUAAUCCUUGUCAGUUUUAUUAAGACUUGCCAAUCUUAUUGAGACUUGUCAGUUUUAUUAAGACUUGCCAAUAAUAUUGAGACUUGUCAGUUUUAUUAAGACUUGCCAAUAAUAUUGAGACUUGUCAGUUUCAUAAAACUUGCCAAUCUUAUUGAGACUUGUCAGUUUUAUUAAGACUUGGCAAUAAUAUAGAGACUUGUCAGUUUCAUAAAACUUGCCAAUCUUAUUAAGACUUGUCGGUUAGUCCUAGACUUGUCUAGAAACCAACCAGACCUGCUUGUACAGUUGUUUUAUUGAGGCUGUGGCUUGACUGUGAAUAGUUUGUUUUUUAAAUUGAUAUUUUAUUUAAGACAAAUUUAGCUAAUGAAAUGAAUUUGAUUACCAUGUCAAAUGUUCAAAUUGUUAAACAUUAAAACACAAUGUUCAUGUUUCA